Numida meleagris (helmeted guineafowl) is the source of this 927-nucleotide messenger RNA. It is a transcript of the gene DNTTIP1, whose product is annotated as deoxynucleotidyltransferase terminal interacting protein 1. The transcript has 13 exons. The coding region runs from base 33 to 911 and encodes 292 amino acids. Gene Ontology annotation, molecular function: DNA binding; nucleosome binding. Gene Ontology annotation, cellular component: nucleus. The record is from RefSeq and is a predicted model, not a curated record. NCBI's taxonomy places the organism in Eukaryota, Metazoa, Chordata, Aves, Galliformes, Numididae.
AGCAGCCGGGCGGCACGAGCCCCUGGAACAUCAUGAUCAAGCACCGGCAGGUGCAGCGGCGCGGCCGGCGCUCCCAGAUGACCACCAGCUUCACUGACCCGGUCGUGUCUAUGGACCUGCUGCGAGCCGUGCUGCAGCCCAGCAUCAAUGAGGAGAUCCGGGGUGUCUUCAAUAAGUACAUGAAGUUUUUCCAGAAGGCAGCACUCAAUGUGCGUGACAACGUUGGGGAGGAGGUGGACCCAGAGCAGCUCAUCCAGGAGACGUGUCGGAGCUGCCUGGAGCAGGCCAAGCUGCUGUUCUCAGAUGGCAAAAAGGUUGUGUCCAGGUUACCCCAUGAGCAGAUGGGACCAAAGAGAAAAGGACGGCCUCCAGGACAGAGCCUGUCGAACGAUCGUGGGGUCUCAGGCAUGUCUGCGUGGAAGCUCAAAGUCUCUGAGCCUGUGAGAAGGGAUGGACCAAAGUGGGAUCCAUCCCGACUGACUGACACCACAACCUUUGUGCUGGGAUCUCGAGCAAACAAAGCUCUCGGGAUGGGAGGAACAAGAGGGCGACUCUACAUCAAGCAUCCCCACCUCUUUAAGUACGCAGCCGACCCGCAGGAUAAGCAAUGGCUGGCAGAGCAGCAGCACAUGAGGGCCACUGGGGGCAAGAUGGCCUACCUCCUGCUGGAAGAGGACAUCCGCGACUUGGCGGCCACUGACGACUACAGGGACUCUGUGGACCUGCGGCUGGAGGAGCUGAAGCCCUUCGUCCCACCUGCCUGGAUGACGGAGAAGAUGCAGAAGUACAUGGAGACACUUCGUAAUGGGGGGGACCUACCGCCGCCUCCUGAGAUCCCCCCCGAGGCCCCUCCUGAGGGUCCUCCCGAAGGCCAUCCCGAGCCCUCUGACCCGCCCCCGGCCCCGCAAUAAAAGCCGCUGCUUCGCA